AUGUCAGUAGAGCCCACGUCAAAAAAGGUACGCACAGCACCCAAAUCCCCCUUGUACACUGUUUCAUUUACUAGAAAGGAUUUAGAAGGCAUACAGCACCCACAUACUGAUGCACUGAUUAUAACUGUGAGAAUUGGGAAAUGGUUUGACGUAAAACGAGUCCUGGUAGAUCAAGGCAGUGCAGCAGACAUAUUGUAUUAUGACUUGUUUAGAAAGCUUGGUCUCUCCGACCAGCACCUCACCCCAGCAGCAGCUCCAUUAGUCAGCUUCAAUUCACAGCUAGGAUGGCCACUUGGCAGAAUAGUGUUGCCAGUUGUGGUAGGAACGAAGACCCUCCAGAUAGAAUUUCUAGUUAUUAAUACACCAUCCCCUUAUAACGCCAUACUAGGUCGUCCAUGGAUUCACCGAAUGAAAGCAGUCCCUUCAACCUACCACCAACUCAUCUGUUUCCCAACGGAACACAGAGUAGAGCAGAUCUUAGGGGAUCAAGUUGCGUCAAAACAUUGUUUCAUGGCGGCAUUGAAGGCUAAUCAACUUUGUAACUGGGUACAGAUAGUGGAAGUGGCCGAACAACAAGUCUUGGAAGAUGUAGAGGGGGCCUAG
Messenger RNA from Camellia sinensis, 603 nucleotides. RefSeq lists its product as uncharacterized. The record is from RefSeq and is a predicted model, not a curated record. Lineage: Eukaryota; Viridiplantae; Streptophyta; Magnoliopsida; Ericales; Theaceae.